This is a messenger RNA of Purpureocillium lilacinum, 813 nucleotides long. RefSeq lists its product as uncharacterized. NCBI's taxonomy places the organism in Eukaryota, Fungi, Ascomycota, Sordariomycetes, Hypocreales, Ophiocordycipitaceae. The record is from RefSeq and is a predicted model, not a curated record. Gene Ontology annotation, molecular function: S-adenosylmethionine-dependent methyltransferase activity.
AUGUCCAUCUACACCACCUCCCCUCCCCCCGAGGACCACAUCGCCACCCUCGCCGCCUCCUCCUCCCCGCAGCCCCCCAUCCCCCAGCAGCCCAGCUACGGCCUCGACUCCCUCGUCGGGCUGGUCUCCUCGCUCGUCCUCUCCCCGCUCUACCUCUACGCCACCCUGCGCGGCAAGUCGCGCGUCUGGGACGACCUCCUUGACGCCCUCCCCGACGACGUCUUCCGCGCCGGCCCCGGCCUCGACGUAGGCUGCGGACGCGGGCUCGUCCUCCUCAAGGCUGCGCAGCGCAAGAAGAAGCUCGCCGCUGCUGCGGCCGCCACCACCACCACCACCACCAACAGCAACAGCAGCGGUGCCGGCGGCGAGGCGGGCCAGGCCGUUGUUCCCCCCGCGUACGGCAUCGACAUCUUCAGCACCGCCGACCAAACCGGCAACGCCCCCCUCGCCACGUACCUCAACGCCGCCUCCCUCUCCUGCGUCCCCCACACCGUCCUCCACACCGCCAGCUUCGCCGAGCGCUUCCCCUUCGCCGACGGCGCCUUCUCCCUCGUCACCUCCAACCUCGCGCUGCACAACGCCAGCCGCGAGGGCCGCCUCGUCGCCGUCCGCGAGAUCGCCCGCGUCUGCCGGCCCGGCGGCACCGUCCUCAUCGUCGACCUGUUCGGCUUCUUCAAGGACCAUAGGACCGUGCUCGAGGAGGAGCUGGAAUGGACCGACGUCGACGUCAGUAUGGUCGGCGUCAAGAUGCUCUACGGCGCGCUGCCGUGCCAGGUCCUCAGGGCGACUAAGCCGAUGGCUCAGAGCACAUAA